AUGCCCGUCCCAGCACGAGUUCAACCAGGAAAGAACAUUUGGGUAGCUGCAGGUGAUGGCGAUUUAGUUAGGGUUCGGGUACGUAACUCGUCUUCGCUUACGUUCACAUGGUCAGGUCUGAUCCGGUCCCUCCCAGCCACGUCGCCCAAUGCGCCUGAUGAAUUCACGUAUACUCCCAUGCACGCUGCGGCCUCAUACGGGCAGCUUGAGACCCUGGCGUACCUGUUCUCUCAAGGAGGAGACGUUAAUGUCACCGACGAAGACGGGGAUACACCGCUAUAUGCUGUUGAAAAUACCGAGACGGCACAAUGGCUAUUGGACCACGGAUCCACUUUAGACCAUCAGAAUAAUGAUGGUGUCUCCCCUAUUGAACAUUUACAAGAGAACUUUCCCGAAAUUGCUGCAUACCUGCAGUCGCGCCUAAAUCCUUCCUCAUGUGUGAUCCCUGGGGCGGUGUCGCCCUCGCGACCUUCUCAAUAUCAGCAAGACAUCGCAACAGAGUCCCUCACGUCAUCGCUUAUGCAGUCUGUUCGUGAUAUCAUGCAGCGGUCUGAAGCAGACGGCAGGGAUCCUGAUGAGGAGCUGAGACAAGUUGUUGGCAGAAUAGUGUUUGAAGGAGUAGUAGCAGGGUAUGACAUGACAACGGAUAGCAGUGACGCUGCGCAUCAUUCCGAAGCUAAUGGAGUCAAGAGAUCUCGAACGGAUGGUAGUAAUUAAUUCUCUACUCGCCACCAUGGCAUCAAUGUGGAUCCAUGGUAGUGCGUACUACGUACAUAGCUCCUGGCUGUUUCACUCCUCAAAACGAACAACCCGAUCGGAUGAUCGUCGCAAACGAUUAAACACUGAUCAUGAUCACAGUCGAUCAAAUCAGCCGUCACUCGAGGGACGUUAUCCGUAAAAAGUUACCAUCCUUGGAGACAACAGUUACUUGUUUAAGACAUGCCUCGUAUGUUAUGAG
Messenger RNA from Suillus fuscotomentosus, 958 nucleotides. RefSeq names its product ankyrin repeat-containing domain protein. Lineage: Eukaryota; Fungi; Basidiomycota; Agaricomycetes; Boletales; Suillaceae. The coding region runs from base 1 to 717 and encodes 238 amino acids. The record is from RefSeq and is a predicted model, not a curated record. Gene Ontology annotation, molecular function: protein binding. The transcript is spliced from 4 exons.